AUGGAGGGCUCUGGAGACAGAGCGCACGGACCGCAGCAGGAGAAGAAGCGGCUGAACAGAGUUGCUUCUCCCGCUAGACCUUUCAUGAAGGAGGUGCACUCCCGCUCCUCCAGGUCCUCCCUUUCCCCGAAGUCUCCCAAACUGUCCAAACCUCCCGCGGCACCGCUGAGCCGCAGCUCCCGCCGCCCCGCUCCUGCUCCCGCGGUGAAGAGCCACAGGACUCCUCCGAAGAAGAGCCCGAAGAAAGUGGAGCUUAGCCCCGCGCUGCUGCAGAAGGGGAAGCCCUCCCCCGGGUCUCCCAUCCGUGUGCCCACCGGAGCAGAGUCGCCUGCACCCGGAGCGCCCGGAGCACCCGGAGCAGCGGGCAGCAGCUCGGACCUGUCGGACUGUUCCGCCCCUGAGUCUGCCACCGGCUCCAGUGACCGGGACACUGUGGGGGCGCGUGCAGAGCCCCCCGGGGCCACGAGCCUGCCCCCCCCUCAGACCGUCCCUCAGACCUCCAGAGACCCCCCGGAGGAGGAGCUGCUGCGGGAGAUAGAGGACCUGCGCUCAGAGAACGACUACCUCAAGGAUGAGGUGGAGGAGCUCCGCGCUGAGAUGGAGGAGGUCCGGGAUAACUACCUGGAGGAGGAGGUGUACCAGGUGCAGGAGCUGCGGCGGGAGCUGGAGCGCUCCAACAAGAGCUGCCGCAUCCUGCAGUACCGGCUGCGGAAGGCGGAGCAGCGCAGCCUCCGGGUCGCUCAGACGGGACACGUGGACGGGGACAUGCUGCGGGCGCUGGAGCAGGACCUCAAGGUGGCUAAAGACGUAUCGGUGCGGCUGCAUAACGAGCUGGAGGCGGUGGAGGAGAAGAGGAGCCGAGCGGAGGACGAGAACGAGACGCUGAGACAGAAGGUCAUCGAGGUGGAGGUCGGCAAACAGGCGCUACACAACCAGCUGGACCGCACAAAAGAGGACGAUGCUCUGGAGCACGCUGCCAAAGGGAUGGACAAAACAAAUAUAUUGGAGGUUAAAUACAUUAAUUGUAUUAAAGGAAGAGGAAUAUUUGCAAAGAAAAAAGUACAACAAGGAGACUUCGUGGUGGAGUACAAAGGGGAGCUGAUUGACUCGGCGGAGGAGGAAAGACGCCGUAGAGUAUAUUCGCCAAGAUGUUCAGUCUUCAUGUAUAAUUUUCAGUGGCAUGAGAAGACAUGGUGCAUUGAUGCAUCACGAGAAGACCAAAGCUUUGGAAGAUUGGUCAAUGAUAACGUCCGCCCUAACUGCAAAAUGAAGAAACUUAUUCAUGAUGGCAAACCUCAUCUGUUCCGCAUGGUGCCCUUCCUGACGGAGCUGAGGGCCGUGAUGGACUGGGUCUGGACCGACACGUCUCUGUCUCUGUCCUCCUGGAUCUGUGUGGAGGACAUCUACGCUCACAUCUUCAUCCUCAAGUGCUGGAGGGAGUCGGAGAAGAGAUACCCGCAGCCUCGAGGGCAGAAGAAGAAGAAGGUGGUGAAGUACGGGAUGGGAGGCAUGAUCGUGGCGCUGCUCAUCUGCAUCGUGUGGUUCCCGCUGCUCUUCAUGUCUUUGGUCAAAUCUGUGGCCGGCGUCGUCAACCCGCCUCAAGACGUGUCCUUCGAGAUCACGCUGGCCGGGUUUCAGCCCAUCUUCACCAUGAGCGCUCAGCAGAAGCAGCUCCAGAACGUGAGCGAGGAAGAGUUCGAGCAGUUCAGGACCAGAUACCUCGGAGACGAUGAGGCGCUGCAGUGGCUGGAGAGUUACAUGCCUGUGGACCUGGUGAUCGCGGAGCUCAAGGGAAGUUCCAACUCCCUGUGGACCAUCAGCCCCCCGAGCCGCCGGAACCUGAUCGACAUGCUGGGCUCCGACGAGGACUUCCCCAUCACCGUGGCCUGGUCUGUGCAGAGAAACCUGAGUCUCGGCGCCAAAUCUGAAAUAGCGUCGGGGAAACUGGUGAAGCCUCUGGAGCCUCAGACCAAGAAGGAGCUCAUCCAGUUACUGCAGGGAUCUGGCAACAAGAAAGUGAUUUUUCCGGAGCUGUUUCCUCGCUACAUCCGAGCUCCCAGUGACUCAGACUCUAAAGCUGUGGAGCAUCUUUAUAAAGAUGAUAAGAUGUUGAACCUGUCGGUGACGUUGAUGCGCUCUCAGAACGACUCGGGCCAGGUGCAGGAGUGGUGGAUCGUGAGCCAGACUGAACCAGGACCUCUGGACAAGAGAGGGGCCAAGAAGAAGCUGGACGCUGGUCUGGACGUCUAUGUGUUUAGCGACCAAGUCAGUCCCCCCAGUCUGGGCUUCCUGGCGGGAUACGGCAUCAUGGGCCUGUACGCCUCCGUGGUCCUCGUCAUCGGGAAGUUUGUGCGAGAGUUCUUCAGCGGGAUUUCUCACACCAUCAUGUUCGAGGAGCUUCCCAACGUGGACCGCAUCCUCAAGCUCUGCACGGACAUCUUUCUGGUCCGAGAAACCGGAGAGCUGGACCUGGAGGAGGACAUGUACUCCAAGCUCAUCUUCCUCUACCGCUCGCCCGAAACCAUGAUCAAGUGGACUCGCGAAAAAACAGAGUGA
This is a messenger RNA of Knipowitschia caucasica, 2556 nucleotides long. Lineage: Eukaryota; Metazoa; Chordata; Actinopteri; Gobiiformes; Gobiidae. The record is from the annotation of a GenBank genome assembly.